AUGCAACACGCACAAGCGCGUACAGAUAGAUAUUGGUACAAUGGAGAUUCAGUUGGACAACAAUGUCUUCGAUUUUAUUAUUAUUUUACUAUUUAUGAUAAAGAAGAUUGGGGUCAACGGAUUCAAGUGUUGAUUAGACCUAAUAAUGAAACUGCCGAUGAAUUUUCAAUUAAAAACCUUACAAUAGUGAAUAUGAACGAAAAUAAAUGGGAAUUUCAAUCUGUAACAUUUAAUUCAACAUUUUCUCGUUACACAUUAGUCUUUUCUUUUUCUGUUGAUGAAAUCAAUCAAACAGUCGAGGUGAUGUCAAACCAAACGAUUUAUUUUGCAUUAGAUAAUAUAGAAUUAUAUGAUUUUAAUUGUUCAUAUGUGAAUGAACAAUUGACUACUUCGACAACAAUGCCAAUGCAGAAAACAACUACAAUAUCGACUUCCACAACAUCGGAAACAUUUGGUGGACAAAUAACUUCUGGGACACCAACAGGCUCAAAUACAGGAUUAAUUGUCGGUCUUACAUUGGGUCUUGGGAUCCCCGCUUUAAUUGGGAUUGCUGUUGGUGGUUAUUUUUGGAAAAAGCGCAGAGAUAAUCACCAAACAGAAAGCUUCGAUCUUCCGAUGGUAAAAAAAAGUAGCAGGAUAGCUACUAAAGCAUUAACGCGUUAA
This is a messenger RNA of Rotaria sp. Silwood2, 663 nucleotides long. The record is from the annotation of a GenBank genome assembly. NCBI's taxonomy places the organism in Eukaryota, Metazoa, Rotifera, Eurotatoria, Philodinida, Philodinidae.